AUGAAAAGUUGUGUGGAGCAAAUCAGGGUUGUCUUAUUGGUCCCAAUCUUGAAAAUCAUCAAAACUGUGGCCUUAAAAGUGAAGAGAUCCGAGACAGGUAGAAAUGCCAAAGCAUUGCUCUGUGACAAAGAAAGCAAAUCAGUAACCUUCAGGAGAUAUUUUUCACCAGUGAAUGGCUCAAGGAUGACCAAAAGCUAG
Molecule: messenger RNA, 198 nt
Organism: Ilex paraguariensis (yerba mate)
Lineage: Eukaryota; Viridiplantae; Streptophyta; Magnoliopsida; Aquifoliales; Aquifoliaceae
Source: the annotation of a GenBank genome assembly